Belonocnema kinseyi is the source of this 1057-nucleotide messenger RNA. Its product is annotated as DTW domain-containing protein 1. The transcript is spliced from 5 exons. Gene Ontology annotation, biological process: tRNA modification. The record is from RefSeq and is a predicted model, not a curated record. Lineage: Eukaryota; Metazoa; Arthropoda; Insecta; Hymenoptera; Cynipidae. Bases 152 to 982 code for a protein of 276 amino acids. Gene Ontology annotation, cellular component: nucleus. Gene Ontology annotation, molecular function: tRNA-uridine aminocarboxypropyltransferase activity.
UCUAUUGCCAAGUGGAAGAACGGUGUUAGGUAUGAGUGUAAAUAAAAAUUAUUUCAAAAUACAAAUUUGGUAAAAAUACAAUAUGUUUUAAUUGAAAAGUUGUUUAAAGUACUAUUAACAGUUGACUAAACAUAGUGAAAAGGCAGUAAUAAUGAACGAAAUGAACGUGCUAGAAGAAAAGCAAAAAAUCAUUGACAGAGCUCCUUUCUGCAACAUGAAAAUUGACGACUCUAGCGUACUGGACACAGUGGAUGGCAGAACAAUUUGCGGUAAAUGUUACAAGUCUCGAAAGUUUUUUUGUUAUACGUGCUACACACCUGUCAUCGAUCAAAAAUACAUCCCACGGGUUAAGUUGCCAAUAAAAAUUGACAUUAUAAAAGACCCCCGAGAGAUAGACGGAAAAAGUACUGCCGUCCAUGCUGCGGUAUUAGCACCACAAGAUGUAAAAAUCUACAUUUAUCCAGACUUUCCUGUCUUGUCAAAGAAUGAGAAGAUAGUUCUCAUAUUUCCCAGCAAAACUGCAACGAACAUUGAAGCCCUUUUCCAAGAAGAUGGAAAUCAGGAAGAACACGAUUCGAUAAUUAGGACUGAUCUUCCGGUAACAAGAGCUAUUUUCAUAGACAGUACAUGGCACCAGACCAAGUCAAUCUACAAAGAACAGAAGCUUCGAGAAUUACCCUGUGUCGUACUCCGAUCCCGGGUUUCUCAAUUUUGGCGACAUCAAAAGAAGAGUCCUCGAUGGUACUUGGCAACGAUAGAGGCGAUUCAUCAGUUCCUGAUUGAGUUCCAUACAAGUGCAUUUGAAAGUUACAAAGAGAAUAGAUUAGAGAUCAAAGAUCGAGAUUCAGAAUUAUCUGAAUUUUGUCGAGAGUACGAUGGACAAUACGACAAUCUACUUUACUUUUUUAAGUAUAUGUACGAAAAGAUACAUAGUAUUUAUGAUCACGACAAACUGAAGGCGUACAAGAGACCUUUAAUAUAAAUUGAUUUCUUAACAUUUCUUACUGUGAUUGAUCUAAGUGAAUUUUUAUAAUAAAAGUUUAAAUUGUUGAAAAGA